AUGUCGCAGCCAACCAUCUCCCAAGGCCGUAAGGGUGAGCAGGCGGGAGAGCAGGCGAACGCAAAAAAAGGCGGUGGGCGUCGAAAGCGAGGUGGUAAGAAAGCACAAUGCGCCACCGAGGAACGGCGCAAGCUCCCAGAUGGCUUCACCGCGGACAUUCUAGGUGAGAAUGACGACGGUACGGAAACGUCCGCCGAUCCGAACGGCUAUGCGGUCGAUAAUGUGGCGCAUGGUGAACAGGCGGUGUUUGGUGUGGCGAAUGAUGACGGUUCAUAUCGCGACGAGACGUAUGGCGAGAAGGUGGUUGGUGAAGCGGACAAAGGCGAAGCGGACGGAGGCGAAGCGGACGAAGGGGAGGCGGACGAAGGGGAAGCGGACGAAGGGGAAUCGGACGAAGGUGAAGCGGACGAAAGCGAAGCGGACGAAGGCGACGCUGACGAAGGCGAAGCGGACGAAGGGGAAGCGGAAGAAGGCGAAGCGGACGAAGGCGAAUCGGACGAAGGCGAAGCGGACGAAGGCGAGGAGGGGGAAGGCGAGGAGGGGGAAGGUGAAGGGGCGGAAGGCGGAGAGGCGGAAGGCGUAGGAGCUGUUGGCGAGGAGGCAGAAGGCGAAGGGGCGGAAGGUGGGGAGUGGGAUGGCGAAGAGGGGGAAGGCGAAGAGGGGGGAGGCGAAGAGGGGGAAGGCGAGGAGGGGGAAGGCGAAGAGGGGGAAGGCGAGGAGGUGGAAGGCGAAGAGGGGGAAGGCAAUGAGGGGGAAGGCGAAGAGGGGGAAGGCAAAGAGGGGGAAGGCGAAGAGGGGGAAGGCGAAGAGGGGGAAGGCGAAGAGGGGGAAGGCGAAGAGGGGGAAAGCAUAGGGGCUGUAGAUGGGGCCGGAGAGGAGGUGGAAGGCGAGCAGGUGGAAGGAGAGGAGGCGGAUGGGGUCCAGGCAGAUGGCGACAAUGUGGGCGAAGGCCUGUCCGAUUACUCCAAUUUUAGUGCAGAGGAGAGAACUAAUGGGCGGCGGACACGCGUACAAGCACUCAGCCGCGGGUCGACGCUGGAUGAGGAUGAAGAAGCUGCACGAGUGGUGAAGAAAGGGCGGUUUAUGAUUCUGGGGGCCGCACCGGAUGAUACGCAACAGUGCGGUAAUGGGCGUGGCGGAGAAGCAAAGGAUAAACAAGGAGGGCAGACCGUGAAAGGGGCAUUGGCGGCGGCGAAGCCACCCACGAAGCGCAGGACGGUGAAGAAUUCUGGUGUGGGUCCGCCAACCACCAUCGAGCGAUUCAACCUUGGGGGGGGAGGGGGGAAGCUGCCCCAGCUACAGGUCACCCAGCGGGCAACUACUAGUGCGAUGCAAGUGGGAGCAGCAGCAGCUCCUGUGGGUAUGACUGUUGCGAGGGUGGGAGGAGCAGCGUCAACAGGAGGGAGGGUGGGAGCAGCAGCAGCAUCAACUGGGGUGAGGGUGGGAGCAGCAGCAGCGUCAACGGGAGGGAGGGUGGGAGCAGCAGCAGCAUCAACUGGGGUGAGGGUGGGAGGAGCAGCAGCGGCAUCUACUGGAGGGAGGGUGGGAGCAGCAGCGGCAUCGACUGGAGGGAGGGUGGGAGGAGCAGCGGCAUCGACUGGAGGGAGGGUUGGAGGAGCAGCAGCAUCGACUGGAGGGAGGGUGGGAGGAGCAGCGGCAUCGACUGGAGGGAGGGUGGGAGGAGCAGCGGCAUCGACUGGAGGGAGGGUAGGAGCAGCAGCGGCAUCGACUGGAGGGAGGGUGGGAGGAGCAGCGGCAUCGACUGAAGGGAGGGUGGGAGCAGCAGCAGCAUCGACUGGAGGGAGGGUGGGAGCAACAGCAGUGUCAACGGGAGGGAGGGUGGGAGCAGCAGCAGCAUCAACUGGGGUGAGGGUGGGAGGAGCAGCAGCGGCAUCGACUGGAGGGAGGGUGGGAGCAGCAGCGGCAUCGACUGGAGGGAGGGUGGGAGGAGCAGCGGCAUCGACUGGAGGGAGGGUGGGAGGAGCAGCGGCAUCGACUGGAGGGAGGGUGGGAGGAGCAGCGGCAUCGACUGGAGGGAGGGUGGGAGGAGCAGCGGCAUCGACUGGAGGGAUGGUGGGAGCAGCAGCGGCAUCGACUGGAGGGAGGGUGGGAGCAGCAGCAGCAUCUACUGGAGUUUUCAGGCCCAGGGGUACCACUACUGUAAGGACGCUGCCUCCAGGGCCCACGGCUUUGGCUGCCGUAUCAACCAGGGUGGCGCAGACGCAGUGGGUAUCACGAGCGGAGUUUGCGGCGCUUAGGAAGGAGAUACUCCAACAGUUUGAGAGCCUCAGGGCUCAAGGAGUCGCGGUUCCUGCUCAAGGACUUGCGUCGCAGGGCAGCGACGCAACAACAGGCGUUCCUCGCCCUCCAAGUCGGAGUGCCGGACAAAUCGCUCUGGAAAUGGUGAUCGUCGAUGCUGGAGACUGGAAGUGCUCUCCCUUCCUGCCUUGUCUCGCUGCUCCUCUGCACUCACCAUGCCAUGCCCUGUAA
Molecule: messenger RNA, 2490 nt
Organism: Closterium sp. NIES-65
Lineage: Eukaryota; Viridiplantae; Streptophyta; Zygnematophyceae; Desmidiales; Closteriaceae
Source: the annotation of a GenBank genome assembly